This is a messenger RNA of Brachypodium distachyon (stiff brome), 2090 nucleotides long. RefSeq names its product protein NTM1-like 9. Gene Ontology annotation, biological process: regulation of DNA-templated transcription. The record is from RefSeq and is a predicted model, not a curated record. Bases 34 to 1950 code for a protein of 638 amino acids. Gene Ontology annotation, molecular function: DNA binding. The transcript has 6 exons. NCBI's taxonomy places the organism in Eukaryota, Viridiplantae, Streptophyta, Magnoliopsida, Poales, Poaceae.
UGUAGUCGACGACGAGUCAGAAAAGAAGAAGGAAUGGGGAAAGCAGUGGCGAUGUCUGCGGCGGCGGAGGUUCUGCCGGUGGGGUUCCGCUUCCGGCCGACGGACGAGGAGCUGGUGAGACACUACCUGAAGGGCAAGAUCGCCGGGCACCGGCACCCGGACCUGCUGGUGAUCCCCGACGUGGACCUGUCGAGCUGCGAGCCAUGGGACCUCCCUUCCAAGUCCGUCAUCAAGUCCGACGACCCGGAGUGGUUCUUCUUCGCCCGCCGCGACCGCCCAAAGUACCCCGGCAAGAGCCCCCGCUCCAACCGCUCCACCGCCGCCGGCUACUGGAAGGCCACCGGCAAGGACCGCCUCAUCCGCUCCUCCUCCUCCAACAACAACAAAACCCUCAUCGGCAUCAAGAAGACCCUCGUCUUCCACCGCGGCAGGGCUCCCCGCGGCCUCCGCACCCCAUGGAUCAUCCACGAGUACCGCGCCGCCGAGCCCAGCUUCCAAUCAGGCCGAAACGGUAGCUUCGUUCUCUACCGCCUGUUUAACAAGCAAGACGGCGAGACACCGUCCAAAUCGUCUCGAAGCGACCUGCAGAAUGGCGGUGAUGACCAAGAUAAGGCCACCACCUCCAUGACAUCUGAUUUGAGCCUGCUCACUGCAACCAAACCAACUACUACUGAUCACUCCAUGACCACCAAUCUUAUUACGGCUGUCGACGGUGACAGAGUCUCUCAUGAAGAUGCUUUUCUGGAUGUGUUAACCCAGCUCCCAGACCUACAUGCCGACCAAAGAUACGAUGGAUUCCCUAACAUCAGUUCUCCGAUGCGUCCUUACACAGAUCAUCCUUUCGUUGGCAACAUGGGUGACCAAGACUUCUCGGCAUAUUUUGACAGUAUCAUAGCUGAGCAGAAUAUACAAGACAUGUUGCUUCAUCCAGAUUAUGCCGAGAUGGAUAAGCACCCUGCUGGUAACACCGAGUCCGAUCCCACUGCACUAGUUACAUCGACCGCCAACUCAAACAGCAUGGCACCCCUUGAGGAUAGUUGGAGAGAAGACUAUUAUGAUCAGCGUGCAGAUGACACAGAUGCUACCCGUUGCCUGUCUGCUCUCAGUACACUGCAAUCAGAUACAAGCGGUCAUAAUCAUGAAACAAGACCCCAAACUAACAUUAUGUACGGCGGAGCAAACCUGGCAUCCCAAUGUUAUAGCCAAUGUCAAUUACCACUCGCGCUCGAUCCUCAAACAGAAUCAUCGCACAUUAGUGGAGACUUGUGGAAUCCUUAUGCCCAACACUUGUUGGACUCUAUGUUAGAACCGAGCAGCAGUGACAUGAUAAAUUCAGAGGCCUCCAAUGGACAAGGGGGUUGGGCAGUACCACCUUCAAUGCAGCAGUCUGAAGUUCAAGAUUUCAUUGAUUUGCAGCAAGGGACAGCAGCAAGAAGGGUCCGUCUUGUGUGUGGUGUUCAGAGGGCACCAGCCUCUCAGCUUAUAAUAACUCCUCAUUUGAAAAGUGAAGAUGAAGCUGGAUCAUGUUGUAGCACAGGAAGUUCUUCCAAUAGCCAUGAUGAGGAUUAUGCCAAUGCAGGCUCCCGAACUAUGGCUGGAGAUAUGAUGCAUAUUGAGGACACAGGGCAUAUCCCUACUCAAGUAGCUUCUUUAGUGAAAGUUACAGACAAGCUCCAACAUUUAUCGUUGAGUGAAGACAUGCCGGAACACAUUAAGAUGCCUCGUCGUCAUGGAGCCGGUCUCACACAGAGGCUCAAACAUGAUUCUGCUCAGAGUGUGCACCAAGACCUCCUGCAGAACAGCAACCAUGUGCCUGGAGAGUCAUCUUCAGAAACAACAGGACGAUCAACUGGUUCUGUCGUGCGGUUGCUCUGGCUGGCUCUCCUGGUGAUGGCCCCUUUGCUUGUCUUGGUUGGUGUAUGGAGUUCGCUGAAUUACUGGCAGAUGUAAAUGGUUUGCUGAAUUACUGGCUCGUGUAAAUGGUUCGUCAGUGGUUCGUCAUUGUAGGGUUCACAUUGCUCAUGUAUAUAUAUGUUCUCUGAACUUAAUAUCAGAGCUGUUUUGAAAUGCAGCAAGUCUUACAACUUUUA